Molecule: messenger RNA, 633 nt
Organism: Fusarium oxysporum Fo47
Lineage: Eukaryota; Fungi; Ascomycota; Sordariomycetes; Hypocreales; Nectriaceae
Exons: 1
Coding region: 1-633 (210 amino acids)
Source: RefSeq, a predicted model, not a curated record
AUGGUGCCUCAACCGCUCAACCUCACCAAUAAUUCCUAUCUUUCAGCCGCAACAGCACGAACCUUUGGGCCCAAGACUCCGACAGAUAUAUGCGGCUUCACAAAAGACGCACGUCUGAUAGCUCCAAGACAGCGUCGCCGCGCUACAGUAAUCGUACUCAACGGCAGAACACCUCCUCACUUCGCCCUUGAGUCUCCUCCGCGCAGACGUAAAAGCGCGACUGAUCGUCGCAAGAGUUUGCAGCGGCAUCUAUACUCUGCGCAGAAUCUUACGUUGCGCAAUCCAAGCAAUGGUCUUUUGCGGCAGGGUUCUGAGAAGCGCAACAAUCUAUGCGACUGUACUUCAGGUCUGGAUAUAAAAUUGACGGAGCUUUGCGUUGAGCAACCUGAUCGUGAGCCUUUGCGGUCGCCGGCAAUGUUUUCACCUUGUUGUUGGAGCAUUCCCUCACCUACGCCGGGGAGUUCCUUUUCGCUGAGUGAGCAGGUUUACCAAUUUCAAGGCCACUGCAAUGGGAAUCGUAAGAGCAGGCGGGCUACGUGGGCAUUUGAUGUGGAUGGGGGUGUGAACAAAUUGCCGUCUUGUCCAUUCUGGUCAUGUUCAGAAUAUCCUGAGGCGCAAUCGUCGCGACUUUAG